Messenger RNA from Poeciliopsis prolifica (blackstripe livebearer), 4584 nucleotides. RefSeq names its product vang-like protein 2. Gene Ontology annotation, cellular component: plasma membrane. The transcript is spliced from 8 exons. Lineage: Eukaryota; Metazoa; Chordata; Actinopteri; Cyprinodontiformes; Poeciliidae. The record is from RefSeq and is a predicted model, not a curated record. Gene Ontology annotation, biological process: Wnt signaling pathway, planar cell polarity pathway; multicellular organism development; establishment of planar polarity. The coding region runs from base 410 to 1987 and encodes 525 amino acids.
GUCCCGUCCCUGGACUCCGGAGAGAAACGGACCGGAGGUUUCUGGAUCCAGGGGCCUGAAAGAACCUCCCAUUGUCCCGCGAUUUAUAGCGGCCACAACUCUUGAUACUGGUCUAAAUGCUGCUGCUGGUUCCCAAUCUGAUCCACAUCAUCUUUCCCCCCGCUGUGAUUCUCCUACCCAUCAUCCUCUCCCGGUCCCUUUUCCCGCCUCCCCUCUUCUUCGUCCCCCAUCUUCAUCAGCCUCCAAGAUAGAUUCCCUCAGGAGCAAGGUUGAUCUGCUCAAGCUGCCUCUGGCUCUCUCCACCAAGUCCAUCUCCGAGCGCAAGAGCCAGCUGGGAGGCGCCGGCGAGCGGCGCAGCGCGGGGGGAGGAGGCGGGGCUCGUACAGCCCGCUCACCGCCGACCCGAGACAUGGACAACGAGUCGCAGUACUCGGGUUACUCUUACAAGUCGUCUCACUCUCGAAGCUCCCGAAAGCACAGGGACCGGAGGGAGCGGCACCGCUCCAAAAGCAGAGACAGCAGCAGCCGUGGCGACAAAUCAGUCACCAUCCAGACGCCCGGAGAGCCGCUGCUGGACGCAGAGUCGACCCGGGGAGAAGACAGGGAUGACAACUGGGGAGAGACCACCACUGUCGUCACUGGAACCUCCGAGCACAGCAUCUCAAACGAGGACCUCACCCGCGUCACCAAAGAUCUGGAGGAGUCGACGCCGCUGGAGUGCAAGCGCUUCAUUGGCCCGGCGCUCGGAGGCUGUCUGAGCUUCUUCGCUCUCAUCACGCCGCUGGCCUUCCUCAUCCUCCCUCAGGUCCUGUGGCGGGACGCCCUGGAGCCCUGCGGGACGCCCUGCGAAGGCCUGUACGUCUCGCUCGCCUUCAAGCUCCUAGUCCUGCUCAUCUCCUCCUGGGCGCUGUUCCUCCGCCCGCCCAGAGCCACGCUGCCGCGGUUCUUUGUCUUCCGCUGCCUGCUGAUGGUGCUGGUGUUCCUGUUCGUGGCGUCCUACUGGCUCUUCUACGGCGUGCGGGUGCUGGAGCCCAGAGAGAGGGACUACAGGGGCAUCGUGGAGUACGCCGCCUCGCUGGUGGACGCCCUGCUCUUCAUCCAGUACCUGGCUCUGGUGCUGCUCGAGGUUCGACACCUGCAGCCGGCUUUUUGCCUUAAGGUGGUCCGCAGCACGGAUGGAGCCAGCAAGUUUUACAACGUGGGUCAUCUCAGCAUCCAGCGAGCGGCCGUCUGGGUACUGGACCGGUAUUACAACGACUUCUCCGUCUACAACCCUGCUGUGGUCAACCUUCCCAAGUCCAUCCUGUCUAAGAAGAUGACCGGAUUCAAGGUUUACUCCCUGGAUGAAAGCACCACCAAUAACUCGACGGGCCAAUCGCGCGCCAUGAUCGCAGCGGCUGCCAGGAGGAGGGACAAUUCCCACAACGAGUAUUACUACGAGGAGGCCGAGAUGGAGCGCAGGAUCCGCAAACGCAAGGCCAGGCUGGUCGUGGCGGUAGAGGAGGCGUUCACGCACAUCAAGCGGCUCCACGAGGACGAGGCGGCGGCGUCUCCCAAGCACCCCAGGGAGGUGAUGGACCCCCGGGAGGCGGCGCAGGCCAUCUUCGCCCCCAUGGCGCGCGCCAUGCAGAAGUACCUGAGGACGACGCGGCAGCAGGCCUUCCACAGCAUGGAGAGCAUCCUCACGCACCUGCAGUUCUGCAUCACUCACAACAUGACGCCCAAGGCCUUUUUGGAGCGAUACCUCACCCCCGGCCCCACCAUGCAGUACCAGCAGCAGAGCGGCAGAGGGCGCCAGUGGACUCUGGUGAGCGAGGAGCCCGUCACCUCGGGCCUCCGGCAGGGGCUGGUCUUCUCCCUGCGGCGCCUGGACUUCUCUCUUGUCAUCACGGUAACGCCGCUUCCCUUCCUGCGGCUCGGUGAGGAGUUCAUCGACCCGAAGAGCCACAAGUUCGUGAUGCGGCUUCAGUCGGAGACGUCGGUGUGAGCGGGGCCGCUCCUCCUGGACGUGACACGGACACGCUUCAUUAUCCAAUCAGCAGUCAGCCUUCUCUCUCCCUUGUCUGCGACAGAAACCAAUCAGAAGGAGGAAUGCAGCGUUUACUUUUUCUUCUUUAUCAUCAAACUGUGAUCGGCUCAAUGAUUGUUUUAAAAAAAAACGAACAGAGGCCUUUUCGCCGCCGCUGUUUUUUCUCUAAAAGGUUUAUUUCUCUUUAACCACUGAACCACAGAGGAACAACACACGAACGCAAGAGGAAGGAGGAGAUUAUGUCACUUCCUGUCAGUCACUCUGGUGAUGUUUUCUCCGAUAGCGCAUGGACCUGCUUUUAUAUGAGACAGAGGGGCUUUUACUGUUUUAACCUGCAGAAUGUAGCAAUUUGUGCUGCGAGUUGAUGGUUUUUAUGGAAAGAAGAGCAGAUAUACAUAAUGCAGCUUUUUUUUCCCCCAUGAUGCACUGCAAAAACACAAAAUAUUACCAAGUAUUUUUGGACUAGUUUCCAGUGUAAACAUAAAAUAAGACAAAACUGGCGUACAAGUAACUUUUACAAUCUUGUUUUAAGUAAAUAAUUUCUUAAUAUUGAUAUUAUUUUAUUCAUAACAAUAGAUUUUUCCAAUGAAAUAAUCUGCCAGUUGAUCUCGUAUUUUUGCAUCAAUAUUAAAUAAUUAUUGACCUAAAACAAGCUCCUCAAUCUUGUCGAAAAGUUACAUGUAUGUUAUUUUUGUCUUAUUUCAGGCGUAUUAACAUAUUUGCACUAGAAACUAAACCAAAAUACUCGGUGAUAUUUUGUGUUUUUGCAGUGUAAAAAAUGUUCGUCCUAAUUUUGCAGCUUAUUAUGAUGCAUGAGUCUGACGGUGGUCCAAAAGAUCAACUGGAAAUACCAAAUCCAUUCGUUCUAUGCACAAAAUGUGCUAAACGACUAAAAGCUGUUUAGUCGUUUAGCACAUAACUAAACGACUAAACAUAACUAUUCCUGGCUGUAGGAUGCAGUAGGUGAAACUCACCCAAAAUAAACAGAAACCUUUGACUCACUGCCGUUUUUAAUCACAUCAUUCUAAAUGUAAGUAAUUUAAAUUAAUUGAAUUGACUGUUUUCAGCCUUUAUGAGCUCAUUUUGGGCCAUUUGAAUCAAAACAGAUUGAUUUAGAAAAAGAUUAACCGAACUUGUUUGUUUUCCAGCUGAUUUUAUUAUUAAAAAUAACAUAAGCAUAAAAUUAGCAUUCCUCUCUGUUGUGCUUCAGCUGUGCAACAAUAUUUGGCUGCAGACUCCCUGAUUCCAACCUGAGCCGCAAAAAACGAAGAAAAUGUUUAGAAUUCAACAACUAAAUACUUUUUGUUCACGUUAAUGGUUUGGUUUAGUGGUCAGUACCUGCAUGAACCAGGAGGGGCCUUGAUGUCUGUGCCUGCAGCUCUGCAUAUAUUUCAUGCAUACUGUCCUUGCAUGAAAUAUAAAAAGCUGUUUUUCUCAACAGUUCAACAUGAAUUUAGAGUUAAACGUAAAGGAAAAUCUAAAUCAGGUGCGUUACUUCUGAGAAUCAUGCAGCUUUUCUAAAGGAAUUCAUAAUUGGACAGAUUUUAGUGUUAAUAUAUGCUAAAAUCAAGCUUUUAAGAAAAUGUUGUUCUUUUUUUAGCAUUUUUUUUAAAGCGUUAAAUGACCGUCGAGAUGAGGAUGCAUAAACUCAAACAUUAACAGUUUGAAUUGCAUAUUUUAAACGGGUAACAAUAAUUUUGCUUUUUUACUUUUUCAAAACUGUCACUUUUUCACCUGGUAGCAAAAAGCUUAAAUUGUAAACUACUCAUUGUGUCUUGUACCGGUUACAGGAGACUCUUAUUUAGGGUGAAACCGGUUCUGCUCGAGAUGCUUGUAUACGUCUGCAACCACACGGUUUUUGUAUUUGAUGUAAAAACGGAUAAGUGUCCCAAACCGGACGAGCGAUUGUAACUGCUCUGGCCACCGCCUCGCCUUGUGCCGCUUUAAUGGAACCUGGAGGAUCUGCAGCCCGACUGCCUUUUUCAGCUCCUCUCAUAUAAACUCAAGACGUUUCACAUGAACAGUCCUGAUUUCUUUUUUUAUUCUCUAAGGAAAGCAUGCGCAGAGUUAUUUCAGGCUCCACUUUUUUAUUUUGAAAAAUUAACUUUUGUAUCAUUUUAAGGUGCCUAAGUUAUGAUGAUGCAAUUUUCUUAAAUGUUUUUACUUAAAUUGGAAAAAAAAACUUGUAAAGAAAAAAAAUGUAGAUUUGUGUUUUCUCCUUUGGUAACAGUAGCUUGUAAAGUGUUUUAGACAUUGUUUCUAUUAUUAAACCACCUAUUCCUAAUAAAUCCUGUCUUGUCAGCUGUUUUCGAAGCUGAAAAUGUUUCCUGACAGGAAUUUCUCCUUAAAGAGAGACAGAGGGCUUCUUGAAAAAAGACUUUUAAGAGGAACUUCUGAGAAGGGAAGAUGGCUGAUGUGGUAGGCGUGUGGUUUCGUAGCUUCAAAACGGACAGAGAGCCCUUCACUUCCUGUUCUCAGUCGCUCUGUCGAGGCUCUUCAGACGCGUCGACGUUUCUCUGACGAAGGGAGCGAACAAAGCGGUUCCUUCGCCUCCU